Amoebophrya sp. A120 is the source of this 404-nucleotide messenger RNA. The record is from the annotation of a GenBank genome assembly. NCBI's taxonomy places the organism in Eukaryota, Dinophyceae, Syndiniales, Amoebophryaceae.
UGUUGCUGCAUAUAAACUGAAAAAUCCUAUGCAAGUUCGCGCGGAUUUUUUCUUCUUCUUUCCAAUAAAUAUCAGGACGAAGGAGGAAAAUUUUUUGAAGCGCCUUGCUGUUAAGGAAGUAGCUCAUGCUCGCUAUUACAUGUUGCGUCAUCAACAGUGUGAUGUCGUAUUUGACUCGCGAAGAUCGCGCUCUAGCAACUGAUUUACUUGUAUUUGGUCGUUGCCAUGGUAACACCUACAACAGAAACUGGAACUGUUUUACGAAGGUUUAAUACGGAAACAAACUGGCACUGGGUCUCUGUAGUUACAAAUCAAAAUGGAAACUAACUCGCACUUUGUCCACGAAAUCUAUCAUUUAUACUCUCAAGAAAUUUCAAUUACAAUUUCAUCAGUCUCGAUGGAGC